AUGCCAGACCAUGGGUACUGUGCCAUUGAGGACUAUGGCCUCGUUGGGGACAUGCACACCUGUGCCCUCAUCAACAAGGCCGGUAGUCUGGACUAUAUGUGCUGGCCGGUCUUUGACUCGCCCACCGUGUUCGGUCGCCUGCUGGACGACAAGAAAGGGGGAUUCUUCUCUGUGGGACCCUGCAAGAACGUGGCGGAUCCUCACAGCAAGCAGCGAUACCUCCCGUACUCCAACCUGCUGGAGACUCGGUGGACCAAUGAGAGUGGCGUCGUGACCAUGCUGGACUAUUUCCCGGUCUCGCCCAAGAAAACGCCGCAGUCAUCGCGGCUGUUGUCUGGCUUUUGCCCCUGCAAUGAGCCCGGUGCCAACCGAUUCAAGUCGGGACUGCGGCACUCGAGCCUGAUUCGAAAGCUGGAGUGCAGCCGCGGCUCGAUGGAAUUACAGGUGGAGCUGUUCCCGGCUUUCAACUACGCGCGCGAUUCGCACACGGCUCGUGCGAAGCUGGAGAACGACCUGAGCAAGCAUCGCCUUCAGACGGUCCAUUUUGAAAGCGAGACCGAGCGGCUGCAAUUCGAAAUCUUUGCCGACUCACGAGAGCCCGACAAGCUCGGCUAUCCCCAUGCGACGUUGGACAUGAAAGAGCGGCCCGGCAUAAAGGGUCGGGGCCUGGUAGCUUGGCUGCGCUUGUGCGAGGGCCAAACGGUUCAUCUGGUGAUACACAGCCCCGAGAAAGCAGCCCCCAGCUUGUCCUUAAUCGCCUCACACCUAACCCGAAUGGAAGAGGAGACCUUCGACUACUGGACGGACUGGACCCGCAAGUGCGAGUUUCGCGGUCACUAUCGCGAGACGGUCGAGCGCAGCCUCUUGAUCUUGAAGCUGUUAACUUACAAACCGACGGGGGCCAUCGUCGCAUCGCCUACCUUUUCGCUCCCCGAAAGUGUAGGUGGCUCCCGAAAUUGGGAUUAUCGGUACUCAUGGGUGCGUGAUACGGCGUUCACGUUGUACGUCUUCCUUAAACUGGGGUACAGCAACGAGGCAGAAUCGUAUGUCAACUUCAUCUUUAGUCGGAUCUUCCCCCACGCGGCCCAAGACAUUGAAAACGGCAGCAAGCGCCCUUUCCUGCCGCUCAUGUUCACCAUUCGCGGCGAGUACGACAUUCCCGAGGUGGAACUCGAACACCUCGAUGGAUACAAGGGCAGCAAACCCGUUCGCGUGGGCAAUGCGGCUGUCUUCCACACGCAGUUGGACAUUUACGGGGAACUGCUGGACAGCAUCUACCUGUACGACAAGCACGGAAACCCCAUCACCUAUGAUCAGUGGUCGGCCAUCCGCCGCAUGGUGAACUACGUCUGCGGCGUGAUCCAGCAAAAGGACAUGUCCAUUUGGGAAUCGCGUGGUCAGAUUCAGAACUUCAUUUACUCGAAGAUCAUGCUGUGGGUUGCCCUUGACCGUGGUAUUCGUCUAGCCGAAAAGCGUUCCAGUCUGCCGUGUCCCGAUCGCUUCCGUUGGAUCCAGGCGCGGGACGAGCUGUACGACCAAAUUAUGGACAAGGGCUAUAACUCCGAACGCGGCCAUUUCUGCCAAAGCUUUGAAAGCCGCGAGGUCUUGGAUGCGUCCAUUCUGAUCGCACCUCUGGUCUUCUUUGUAGCGCCCAAUGAUCCGCGGUUCAUCCAAACACUGAAGAAGAUCCUCGAAAGCCCGGAGAAGGAGGGGCUGUCGAGUGCCAAGAUGGUCUUCCGUUACGACCAUCUGAGAGCCAACGAUGGCGUGGGCGGCGGCGAAGGGGCCUUUAUCAUGGUUACCUUUUGGCUGGUUGAAGCCAUGGCCCGAGCGGCCAAGUAUGAUGUGCCUAUUCCAAACAUCUGGAAACUCGCCCUAUCGCACUUUGAUAACAUCCUGUCCUACUCCAACCACCUGGGCAUGUUCUCCGAAGAAGUGGCCAUUUCCGGUGAACAGAUGGGCAAUACGCCCCAGGCGUUCAGUCACCUGGCAUGCGACCGCCGAUCCAUUUUCAUGGCGGACACCAGCUUGGCCUGGCAGGAGAGGCCCUCCGACCUCGCGGAGCUCUCGUCAGACGAGGAGGAUUUUGUCUCCAGCCAAAGUACAGCCUCCGUUGAGCCUGAUGCGCUGGCGAAGCGGCAUCUCUCGACUGCGCUGGGAAGACUACAGCUCACGCAGCCGACGUCCGAUCUUUCGAGUGGUACUCGGACUUGUACUCCGGGCACGACGGAAACGAACAGUGGGCAGACGUCGGAUGUGACGAAGCCGCUGCAUCUGCUUGAACUGCCGCUGGAUGUUUUAAAGGAUAUUAUCAAAGAGGUUACACACACGAGCGACCUUACCUCGCUGGCGUUGACGUGCUCUGCUCUCCAUUCCUUGACAAUCCCGCAAAUGUACUCUCGAUUCGACAUUAUCUGGCCCGAGUCCCUCAACUCAGCGACGGACGACUGCUCAGGAGUAGACGCACUGUCAUACGGCUUGUCCACUUUGGUAAUGGGAGAAGAUGUGUUCCGGCAACUGCCGCUGCCCCGAUCGGACCGCUCAACAGACGCCUGCUCGCAUUGUGGUUGUGAUGACCGUGGCCACCACCAUCCGAGUCCCGACCUCCAGGGGAAUGGAACCGCUUUCCGGUCACGCCGAGGAAAUUAUUACGCGCAAUAUACGCGCACGUUCUCGAUCGGGAAUGGGCCGUUGCAUUGGGUCCAGGAAUAUUCGGUGACCAAGGAGAUUGGCAAAAUGCUCGGGACCUUGGUUGCUCUGGCUGUUGCUCGUAUGGUGAAUCUCGAGGCAUUCAUAUGGGACAUGCCGACGGGAGUGGUCCGCGAGAUAUGGCUUGCACUUGCCUCUCUGGCGGAUCGACCAGGACAUCACUGUCGACUGGAACGUGUCUGGGUGCGCUGGCAUGACAACUCUGAGAAUUCUGUGCGCAACUCAUCCACGGCCUCAGCCCGCCUGCUCCAGAAAUACAAACAUGUGGAACAUCCCUCGUUGUCUGUACUGCCACCCCUCAAGAGCAUAGCUGUUCUCGACAUCGAUGAGCCCGCGUAUGUGGAGGAGCUGGCGAUCUUGAUUGAGCGAUCACGUCACCGCUUGACUGAACUGCGGAUUGGUAUUGCCGUCAAGGCAUACCUGUCUGAGUGGCUGCUCUGCGAAAAGGACUUCAACCUCCCAGUAGACCCUUCGGCGGGCUGGCCACGGCCUGGUGGUAUUCUUGAAAUCCUUUCGAUACGCGAUCCUGUUGCGGAUGAACAACCGGUUCAGCAACAGGAUGACACCGCUACGGUGGCCUCGACAGCGGCAACGCCCGUGCCUUCAGAGGGCUCGGUGGAUACUGAGAAGGCUUCCAAAUCCGGCAGUCCAUCUGCUCCGGUAGGAGAAGCUUCUUCGCAGACUCCCGAGUUGCCAAACGGAAAGUCCACGCAAUCAAUCUCCUCCAGCUCGCCGUUCAGUAAAGUCUCAUCGCCAAUGCCAGCUUUCCAGCCCGACCGAGAGUUGCUCAAACUGGAACUUCUUGAACUAGAACGGGUCCCCCUGUCUGUCUCGACGAUAUUGCCAGCAAUUGACUGGACCCGUCUUACCACUCUUUCCAUUAUGCGCUGCCAGGACCAUGAGAAACUCUGGCGGGCCCUUCGUCGGAAGUACGCCCCUCCUGCAGUUCCGGCAAGGCGGGCCCAAGAUGGAGAACAUCGGCGACUGAGCAUCAGUUCUCUCGAUUAUUGUCUCCAAAUCAAACACCUGCGAACGGAUACCGUUUCGCCAUAUCUGAUGCUUUUUAUCAAAGAUGCACUGGCUCCGAAUACACUGGAAAGCGUAUUCUUGCAUGAGGCACCGCUCUACGAUUCGGCGGUCCAGGUCGAGGCCAUUUACCGACAUAUUCUUCGCAAGCACCGGCUGAGUCUGCGAAAGGUUCUCGUGGACGCGACCGAACGACUGGCCGGUGGGACUGAUAUGCACAGCACACGAUGGCACAAGUGGAUGUUUAAUCACGAGAUGGUCUCGUUUGUCACAAGUGGCCGAAUGCCGCAGCUGAAAGAACUCGGCAUGGCCAUGCACUAUCGGGAUUGGCACUAUUUCCUCCAACGACUACCCAACAUGCCCCAGCUCCGUGCUCUCUACCUCCCACAUAUCGGUCACACUAUGCAUCGUGAACUCAAGGAACUCGCGCUCCAGAUCCUUGACAUAGUCAGCAUCCGCCCAGAACUCAAGAUCUCCUACGUUGGUCUGCAAUCGAAGUGCUACCAGAUUCUCGAAGCAGGCCACGGCGAGGCGGACCUAGAUGUGGACGAGGCCCACUCAGGCGAGAACACCGGCGAUGGGCUUUCGAAUUUUGACGGCGACGGCGACGCAGACCACAUCGGGCCCAGCGACGAAGACGAAGAAAGCAUCCCCGGGUUCCCUUCCUCCGACACGGACCUCAUUUCAAGCGACAACUCCUGGUCUGACGAUGGCACAGAGCCUGAUGAGUAUGCUUCACGGGCUCGCUUUAGACUGCAAGAAAUCCUGUUCUACGACGAUAAGAUAUCAAUUUUCAAGGCGCGUCAUGGUGUGCUCUAA
Penicillium lagena is the source of this 4554-nucleotide messenger RNA. RefSeq names its product glycoside hydrolase family 15 protein. Bases 1 to 4554 code for a protein of 1517 amino acids. Gene Ontology annotation, biological process: carbohydrate metabolic process. Lineage: Eukaryota; Fungi; Ascomycota; Eurotiomycetes; Eurotiales; Aspergillaceae. The transcript has 6 exons. The record is from RefSeq and is a predicted model, not a curated record. Gene Ontology annotation, molecular function: hydrolase activity, hydrolyzing O-glycosyl compounds.